This is a messenger RNA of Necator americanus (New World hookworm), 399 nucleotides long. RefSeq lists its product as uncharacterized. The record is from RefSeq and is a predicted model, not a curated record. The transcript has 6 exons. Lineage: Eukaryota; Metazoa; Nematoda; Chromadorea; Rhabditida; Ancylostomatidae. The coding region runs from base 1 to 399 and encodes 132 amino acids.
AUGCUCCUCGAUGAGCAGUCUCAACAUUCUUUCAGUUUCUCUAAUAUAAAUGGCAGUGUAUGUCAGGCAUUCUAUCCGAUAAAUUACUUCGUACAGUCUCCAGUUUUACCGAAUGGAUGGUCACUGAUACAACAUAAUCCUGCAAUUGUGCACGCAAAAGAAGCCGGUUUAUCGCAACAAAAUUGGAAUCGGACGCGUUCGUGCAUCCCAAAGGGAUUGAUCAGCGCCAACCGCUACUUUGUCCUUCACCCUUUAGAAUCAUUCCAAGAUGGGCUUCAUCUCCCCUUAGAAAGAUAUGAACGAAGCCAACGUGAAGCGUACUUCGAGCGACCAUAUCGUGCUUUGCCUGGUCCCGCCUUCAUCUAUAACAGAUUUAUAAAUCGAUUGCAUGGAUUAUGA